GAGAGUCUAGCCUCGCUCCUUGGCUCUCCCGUCACCCCUUGCGCGCCUCCCCUCUUCCUUUUCCUUUCAGCCAUUGGCGUUGGCGGCAGAGCUGCGGAUAUGUCGUCCCACAAGACGUUCAAGAUCAAGCGCUUCCUGGCUAAGAAGCAGAAGCAGAACCGGCCAAUUCCCCAAUGGAUCCGGAUGAAAACUGGCAAUAAGAUCAGGUACAACUCCAAGCGGAGGCACUGGAGGAGGACCAAGCUGGGCCUGUGAGGAGCACCAAAGCCCCAGAAAUGGCCCCUUUCGACCAAUCCGCCACAGCUCUUAUUUUUCAGGGCUGAACGCCGUCAACAUAUUGUGCAGUUUUCCUUUCUUUCCUGAAACUUUUUGAGGGUUUUUUUCCCCCUGAGAAUUAAAAUCAAAUAAUGGGGA
Anolis sagrei ordinatus is the source of this 414-nucleotide messenger RNA. It is a transcript of the gene RPL39, whose product is annotated as ribosomal protein L39. Lineage: Eukaryota; Metazoa; Chordata; Lepidosauria; Squamata; Anolidae. The record is from RefSeq and is a predicted model, not a curated record. Gene Ontology annotation, cellular component: cytosolic large ribosomal subunit; ribosome. Gene Ontology annotation, molecular function: structural constituent of ribosome. Gene Ontology annotation, biological process: translation.